CUCAAACGUCCCUCUGCCUCUCUCUUAUAUUGAAAUUGGUCUGGGUCGAACAGGAUCACAGAACACCGCUUCUCUAUUGCUGCACACUGUCGGGCAUUCCGCAAAACCCGAUCACUUGAAACACAAUAAGCAGACACAAAGGAAAGGACAUAGUACCACAAUAUAUUUUUAAAGGUAGAACACGUUUUUCUUAUUAAAAAAAAUACCGUCCGUUUGUGCGUGUUAAGCGUUGUAAAGUAGGUGUUUACCUAUAACAGUCCAACUACAGUAUAAAAUAGCCAUGCAUUUGCACAUUAUAAUGCGCGCUAGCAUUGGAUUAGUCGGUUUCUGUCUGCUUGCCUUUGUCCAACAUCCAGCUCGCGCUUCAGGAGGCAAAUCCACUCAAGAUGUGGAUGAGUGUGCAGAGCAAAUUGACAACUGCAGCACCGAUGCCAUCUGCCAGAAUACACUCAAGUCAUACAAAUGCAUCUGCAAGUCGGGCUACAAGGGGGAUGGCAAGCACUGUGAAGAUUUAGACGAGUGUGCGAGUGAGUACAACGGUGGCUGUGUCCAUGACUGCAUCAACAUCCCGGGGAACUACAGGUGCACAUGCUAUGACGGCUUCCGGCUGGCACACGACGGACACAACUGCCUUGAUGUGGAUGAGUGUUCAGAGGGGAAUGGUGGAUGUCAGCAGAUCUGUGUCAACAUGAUGGGCAGUUACGAGUGUCGCUGCAGAGAAGGAUUCUUUCUGAGCGACAACCAGCACACCUGCAUCCAAAGGCCUAAAGAGCGACCAGAGGGCACCAAGGAGAGCCCCACCUGCAUGGAUAAGAACCAUGGCUGUGCUCACAUCUGCCGGGAGACACCAAAGGGAGGCAUCGCCUGCGAGUGCAGGCCUGGCUUCCAGCUCACCAGGAACAUGAGGGACUGCAAGUUGACCUGUAACUACGGCAAUGGGGGUUGCCAGCACAUCUGUGAGGAGACGGACCACGGCCCCAGAUGUGCGUGUCACAUGAAGUUUGCCCUGCAAACUGAUGAAAAGACAUGUGUAGGGGAGAGGAGUCUCCAGAACCAGGCAGCCCCACAGCUGUUCCCCAAUGAGACGUGUGUAGUGAACAAUGGUGGCUGUGACAGCACAUGUCACGAUGCUGUGACCGGAGUCCGCUGCAGCUGUCCUGUAGGCUUCACUCUCCAGCCAGACCGCAAGACCUGCAAAGACAUUGAUGAGUGUCGCCUGAACAACGGGGGGUGUGAUCACGUAUGUCGGAACACAGUGGGCAGCUUCGAGUGCAGCUGCAAGAAGGGCUACAAGCUGCUGACCAAUGAGAGGACAUGCCAAGACAUUGACGAGUGUUCUUUUGACCGGGCAUGUGACCAUUCCUGCGUCAACUCCCCCGGCAGCUUCCAGUGCUUCUGUCAUAAAGGCUAUGUUCUCUACGGUCUGGCACAUUGUGGAGAUAUUGAUGAGUGCAGUAUAAACCGCGGUAGCUGUAAAUAUGGCUGUGUCAACACUCAGGGCAGCUAUGAGUGUACUUGUCCAACUGGAUACAAGCUGCACUGGAACAGGAAGGACUGCAUUGAGCUGGUGAAAUGUCUGCCUGGCCUAGCUCCCAAGACCACUCUGACCUGCAGUAAAACCGGCAAGAAAGAGAGCUGCUCCCUCACCUGCACCUCCAAGGCUCACUAUCUGGCAGAAUCUGACAGCAGCUAUACAGUGAGCUGUGGCAUCCCCAUCCUACGAGGCAAAUCCCCAGCCAGGCUGAACACAAGCAGCAGUCCGAGCUGCAUAGAAACAGGGGCCCCUCCAGUGAAGCAGACCGCCUCUUUCAAGAUCAAAGAUGCCAAGUGCCACCUGCACCCCAAGCUGACAGGCAGGGCUGAGGACAGGGGCCGAGCGCUGGGGCCAGGUGAGGGGCCACAUCUGGCCUACAUUCCAGACCUUGGAAGUGGACAGCCCUGCAAUAACUGCCUGGUUACGUUUGUCAACCUCAAAUGUGACUCCUCCAAGAAGGCCAAAGGGCGUCGUGUCCGUAACCCCACCAACAAAGAAGUGACACGCAUCACCCUGGAGCUCGAGGCGGAGGUCAAGCCAGGAGACACCACAGGAAGCUGUAACCUGAGUUGCCUGCGCCAGCGCAUGGAGAAGCAAGUGAAGACAUACAUCAAGGCCCUGAAGAAGUCGAUCAAUCAGGAGCGUUUCCUGAUCCGCGUGGCUGGGCUGGAGUACGAGGUGGCCCAGAAGCUGCCCCAGGUCGCUUCAGCAGGCCACGAGAACUGUGGUCCAGGACGGGAGAAGGACAGCGGACGCUGUGUCAGAUGUUUGCCAGGAUCGUACUACCAAGGGGAACAGGAACGAUGCAUCCAGUGCCCACCUGGCACCUUUCAGGAGAGGGAGGGGCAGCUGGCCUGUGACCUGUGCCCUGGCAGUGAUGGGCAUGGACCUGCCGGGGCACGCAACAUCUCCUCCUGUGCAGGUCAGUGUCCUACUGGCUACUUCUCCAGUGAUGGGUUUCAGCCAUGCCAGCCAUGCCCGUUUGGAUCCUACCAGCCUGACCUGGGACGGACCCUAUGCUUUCCCUGCGGAGGGGGGCUGAGCACCAAACGGGAGGGGUCCAGCUCCUUCCAUGACUGUGAGGUCAAAGUUCAGUGCUCCCCUGGCCACUACUACAACACUACGGUGCACCGCUGUAUUCGUUGCCCUUUGGGCAGCUACCAGACAGAGUUCAGACAGAACUACUGCAUCACCUGUCCUGGUAACACCACUACAGACUUUGAUGGGGCCACCAGUGUCUCUCAGUGCAAGAACCGAGAAUGCAGAGGAGAGAUGGGAGAGUUCACAGGUUACAUUGAGUCGCCCAACUACCCCGGAAACUACCCAGCUAAUGUGGAAUGUAUCUGGAUCAUCAACCCACCCAACAAGCGCAAGAUCCUCAUGGUGGUGCCUGAGAUCUUCCUGCCCUCAGAGGACGAGUGUGGAGACGUACUGGUUAUGAGGAAGAACUGGUCGGCCACAUCCAUCACCACCUAUGAGACGUGUCAGACGUACGAGCGACCUAUAGCCUUCACCGCCCGCUCCCGCAGACUCUGGAUCAACUUCAAGUCCAAUGAGGCUAACAGUGCCCGAGGCUUCCAGAUCCCCUAUGUCACCUAUGACGAGGAUUAUGAACAGCUUGUAGAGGACAUUGUCAGAGAUGGAAGACUCUAUGCCUCUGAAAACCAUCAAGAAAUCCUAAAGGAUAAAAAGCUGAUUAAAACUCUCUUCGACGUGCUGGCCCACCCAAACAACUACUUCAAGUACACCACUCGGGAGUUCAGCGAGAUGCUGCCGCACUCCUUCUUGCGCCUCAUAAGCAGCAAAGUCUCCGCCUUCUUGCGACCAUAUAAGUAGUCUACACAUCAAACCCCGCCCCUGAAGGACCAGAUCCCGCCCCCCUCUAACAGGCCAAACAACUCUCACAGGACUUCUAACAAGUUGACAAAAAAUAACUAUUUUUUUCUUCUAUUUUUUCAUACUGUAGGCUUUGACGACACACUUCACUAUGCAGUCUCAUACUCAAUCUGUUUUGCAGUAUUUAGUUGUAUGCCAUUUUAAUUUCUCCAAAACCAUGCAGUAUCUGAAGCCAACCAACUUGAGUCAAAGUACAGUACAGGCUUUCUUGCCCAUCUCUUCUUUCUGAAUAUUUAUCACGACUCCAAUAUGUUUGUGUCAUUGUAUUUUUUGGUUUGUUGCUGUUGUCAUUCUUGUUUCUAUUAUCAUAUAACAUAGAUGGCCUUGUCUGUCAUUUUCACAGCAAUCCAUAAUUAGAAGGAUACGUGUGCAUUUCAGAUGACGCAUGUUGUCUGUUUGUUGACUAAAUGGACAACGGUAGAGGCAUUUAUGUCAAACAGGAAGAAUGAUGUAAGGGCAAUAUGUUUGUCACAUUUGUUUUGAGCUGGAACAGAGUUAUCGUAAACGUGCUUUAAUAAAUAGUCUUUCACUUGAAUUCCAGCUUUAACCAUGACAGGAUGAGUCUGUUUUGAUAAAUGAAUAACCUUUUGUAUAUCUAUAUCCUCCAUAAGCAGUCCUCAAGGAGAAGGACCUGUCAGUUUCAUGUCAUAGUUACAUUCCACAACAUUCAAGCCUUACUAUAUCUGAGCUCUUAGAGCAACUUCUUGUUAAGGUAUUACUGUUAAAACAGUUAUUCUAUGUUUUUUUCAUCUGUCCAGAUUGUAUAACUGUCUGUUGCCUACCUACAGAUAUUUUCUGUUAGUCUAUAUCCAAGUUAACUUAUACAAAGUGUAUAAAUUGUAGUUUAUAAAAAAAAAUCCAGAAGGUGAUGGACAUUUUGGAAAAUAAAUAGAAAACUAGAUUUGUGAGAAUCACAGAUGAAAAUCAGAAUAAUGUCUCUAUGGUCCAUGACUGGUGAGGAGAGAGACAGAAUAAUGUCUCUAUGGUCCAUGACUGGUGAGAGAGAGAGACAGAGAAAUGUCUCUAUGGUCCAUGACUGGUGAGGAGAGAGACAGAAUAAUGUCUCUAUGGUCCAUGACUGGUGAGAGAGAGAGACAGAGAAAUGUCUCUAUGGUCCAUGACUUGUGAGUGAGAGACAGAUAAAUGUCUCCAUAGUCCAUGACUGGUGAGGAGAGAGACAGAUAAAUGUCUCUAUGGUCCAUGACUGGUGAGGGAGAGACAGAUAAAUGUCUCCAUAGUCCAUGACUGGUGAGGAGAGAGACAGAUAAAUGUCUCUAUGGUCCAUGACUGGUGAGGGAGAGACAGAUAAAUGUCUCUAUGGUCCAUGACUGGUGAGGGAGAGACAGAGAUACAUCUUAAUUAAAGGGCAAGGUUCUGUGAUACAGAAAACGUCUUUAUUGGACACAACUGUGAGAGAGAGAGACAGAGAAAUGUCUAUGAGGGACAUACGCUUGCUGCUUCUCUUAAAAAGGUCACUUUAAUUCUUCAAUUUCAAGUCGUCUUUCUGUGCUCGCAUCACACUAAUAGUCCAUUGCAUUAAUAUAAAAGAAUGUUGUGUUCAGAGAGAUGCAUCAUAAGUAUAAAUACAAUUCUACCGCCAGUCCUCAUGUAAGUUGAAAGUCAUAUCACAUUUGCCUCUUCAUCCAUGGAUUACCAACUGAUUGUAAUGUUAUUCUUUCAAUCUUGUAAAUAAUGGAGAAAAAAAUUGACACGGUUUGAGUCCUUUUUAAUCUAAAUAAACUUGAGCAGGAUCCCCAAACUAUUUUCUUUCCAUGUCCUCUUCACCCUUUCCCUAAUCCAAUGACCCCCCCCCCCACACCAGCCCCCUUUUCCCCAAACACCCACGUCAGAUUCUGUCCCAAUAAGACCAGCUCUUCCAAAGACUGUCCACACGGCAAAAGCCUAGUUAUUAUCUCAUGCACUAGAUCUAGUGCCUGUCAUCCUACCUUUGUUGUAUAAGUGCAAUGAAUGAAGUCUCCAUUGUGCUACUCCUCUCUUUGUGUCCAAAGAAAUACUAAAAAACAAUGUUAAUAUUUGUCAAAACCUAACAAAGGAUUGUCUUUUCUUGGACUCAUUUUUAAAAAUUGUGACUGGCGUUAUUUAGGGUUUUGAAUGAAGUUACUUUAUAUUCAGCAUCCCACUACAAUAAUGUUGAAAAACGAAUAUAGUUGAUCAAUGCAAUACUAUUACAAUGGAAUUAUUGCAAUGUAAAAACAAAUGACAAUGAUAACAAGUAAUCCUCAUACACUCAAACCUUUGUUGAAGAAGAAUCAACAUGUUAGCUACGGCUCUUAAAUAUAAGGGAUUUCCCUUGGAAACUCUGUUAUAAUUUUAUUUUAGAUUUUUUUUUGUAAAUAAAAGAGAAAAUAAACCGUGUAAAUGGUAAAAGCUAUUGUACAAUACCUUUAGAUAGUUGUAAGCACAGGUGCUUCUGGACAAGAGAAAAGGAUUUUGACCACAUUGCUAAAUUGCAAGACAAGCGUGGCCUAGCCAUGCAGACCUCAUAAUCAGAAGGAACUGUUUAAUACACAUCACAGAACAUCUGCCAUAGCUGUGUUCUUUUGAAUGUUUGUUUUAAAGUUGCCAUUAGUAUUUAUACCACCCUGUUUUUUUUUUAAAUUCCAACAUUUCGAUAGCGCUCACUGCUUCCACCUGUCUCAACUCAUCCUUUCCCUCUCUUCAUCCCUCUGUCCCUGCAGCCUGAACACACCAGAUGUUUUUUGUUGUUGUUUUUUUUACAUGAGUUUGCUAUGAUGUAUCAUAGAGUUGAUAAUGGUAUUUGCACUUGAAAAUUGUUAUUGCUCAUGUAAAAAUGUCUGGAUUUUGUAUUGUCUUUUUAAAUGAAUGGAAUUGCUGUUCUUACA
Molecule: messenger RNA, 6294 nt
Organism: Oncorhynchus masou masou (cherry salmon)
Lineage: Eukaryota; Metazoa; Chordata; Actinopteri; Salmoniformes; Salmonidae
Product: signal peptide, CUB and EGF-like domain-containing protein 3
Exons: 23
Coding region: 281-3370 (1029 amino acids)
Biological process (GO): signal transduction
Cellular component (GO): cell surface
Molecular function (GO): calcium ion binding
Source: RefSeq, a predicted model, not a curated record